CACGAAAGAUUACGCCAGUAUCUCAGAAAUAUUUGACUCAAAAUCACUGCAAAGUGAGACACUGGAAGUGAAAGUUCAAAAUGAAGUGCCUUCUACUUGGUGUUUUUGUAGCAUUUUCGGGAUUCGUUUGGGGUAAUCAGACAAUUGCAAAAGGAUUGGAAGUUUCUAAGUUGAAAGUCCAAAUCUAUUACGAAUCACUAUGUCCGGACUGUAUUCAGUUUUUUAAGAAACAGUUGCAGAAGUCGAUGAGAGAAAAAGAUAGAUUACCCUACACCGACCUUGAAUUGGUUCCUUUUGGAUUUGCGAAGAUUGAACAAGAUCCAGCCACUAAUGACCUGGUUAUUCGCUGCCAACACGGAGACAAAGAAUGCAAGGUGAAUGCCUUGCAUGCGUGUGUUUUGGAGAAUUCAGAACCGGAAGCCGCAUUUUACGCUAUUUCUUGUAUGAUGAGUAGUUAUCCACCAAAAGUAAAGAUGUGCGCAAAGAAAUUCCAUUUGAAUUUGGAACCAAUAGUAAAAUGCUGUCGAGACCGCACUAUUCCAGAGAUAUUGGAUAAAUACGGACGUGAAACAGCAGCGAUUAAUCCUCAGUCUGUUCCAGCUGUGGCUUUGGAUGGUAUUUUUAAGCCAGAUGAACAAGAUCAGUUAACAUCUGAAUUCGACAAGAUGUUUUGUAGGGCAUACAAGGACAAGUUUGGAAUUCAAUUGGAAGAUUGUGAAUAAUAACUGCUAGUUUUAACAUUCCAACAAUUUGAUAAAUAACAAAAUAACACCUUUUUUACCAAUGUAA
Hermetia illucens (black soldier fly) is the source of this 789-nucleotide messenger RNA. Its product is annotated as GILT-like protein 2. The record is from RefSeq and is a predicted model, not a curated record. The transcript is spliced from 5 exons. NCBI's taxonomy places the organism in Eukaryota, Metazoa, Arthropoda, Insecta, Diptera, Stratiomyidae. The coding region runs from base 81 to 722 and encodes 213 amino acids. Gene Ontology annotation, molecular function: oxidoreductase activity, acting on a sulfur group of donors, disulfide as acceptor.